UCGGGACGUCGGAUUUGAAAUUUGCGAUGGCAUUCCGUGGACGAGGACGCGGCCGCGGUGGCGGCGGUGGCUUUGGCGGCCGUGGCAUCAGCGUCGCCGACAUCGUCGGUGGCACCAUGGAAGAGCUGGGAAUCUCGCACACGCAGAUGAUGUCGCUCAACGGCGAGACCACGCCGCUCUUUCCGCCCAUCAAGCUGCCCGCGCCCGCGCCGCUCACCGACUCGGACAAGUAUUUAGUGCACAAGAUGCGCAUUGUCGCCGACCGCAUGGUCAACUUGUACCCGUCGGCUCACCAAAAGACGGACGUCAGCGACGACGCCGAGAUGGUGCACGUGACUGUGCCCGAGAUGGCCAUGGAAGACCCGCUCGUGUGCUUUGUCCCGCGCGAAAUCAACGAGAGCAUGAGCCACGAGCUGCUGACGAGCACGGACGGCCGCGCUGCGAUCUUGCGUCCGCGCGCGUUCGAGCAGACGCUCAAGUCGCUCGAGCAAAAGGAAGGCAAGGCCAAGCCGGACGCUCUCGACGAAGAAGAGGAAGCCGACGAAGACGAAGACAUGGGCGACGAAGAGAUCGAUGACUACCAGCAAGACUACUAUGGCUCGGACGACAAUGACAGCGACGGCGGCUAUGAGGAAGCAUACUAAAUCGGACAAGAAAUCCGCUAAUAUCGUAGAGCUAUCUUGUGUAUAUCUACGCAAAGGCGCU
Molecule: messenger RNA, 705 nt
Organism: Saprolegnia diclina VS20
Lineage: Eukaryota; Oomycota; Saprolegniomycetes; Saprolegniales; Saprolegniaceae
Exons: 4
Coding region: 27-644 (205 amino acids)
Biological process (GO): transcription by RNA polymerase III
Source: RefSeq, a predicted model, not a curated record